AUCCAAAUCCUUGUUUUUUUUCAUUUGGCCAGCACGAAACUCGAGCGGAAGACAUCUGUAACGGUUGCUCUGUUCGGUUCCUUCAGAAGCUAUAUACAUAUAAACUGUUUAGGAGAGAGAAGAGAUGGGUUCUAUGUUCAGUGGAAACAGAUUGAGCAAGGAAGAGAUGGAGGUGGUGAUGAACAAAGCCAAAGAGAUCGUCUCCGAGUACCCAGUCGUUGUCUUCAGCAAGACUUACUGUGGCUAUUGCCAGAGGGUGAAACAGGUGUUGACGCAGCUAGGUGCAACUUUUAAAGUGCUUGAGCUCGAUGAGAUGGGUGAUGGAGGUGAGAUCCAAUCAGCUUUAUCUGAGUGGACUGGGCAGAGCACUGUUCCUAAUGUUUUCAUCAAAGGCAAACAUAUCGGUGGAUGUGAUAGAGUGGUGGAGAGUAACAAGCAAGGGAAGCUUGUGCCUCUACUUACUGAAGCUGGUGCUAUCGCCAAUAACUCUUCCCAGCUUUGAUGAAACUCUGAUGUCUUGUAGAGUGAAAGGAAGUGAAGAAAGAGUGUUGUGUUUUAUAUUGUCAAAAGUAACCAAAUAAAGAGAGAUCCUUUGUUGUGUUGUUGUUGUUAACUUUGCUUCAAACAAAAGACAUCAGAUCUGUGUUGUUUAUGCUGUGGUUUGGUUAAUGAAGGACUAAUUUGAGUCGA
Molecule: messenger RNA, 690 nt
Organism: Brassica oleracea var. oleracea
Lineage: Eukaryota; Viridiplantae; Streptophyta; Magnoliopsida; Brassicales; Brassicaceae
Product: glutaredoxin-C1-like
Exons: 4
Coding region: 125-502 (125 amino acids)
Biological process (GO): cellular response to oxidative stress
Cellular component (GO): cytoplasm
Molecular function (GO): glutathione disulfide oxidoreductase activity
Source: RefSeq, a predicted model, not a curated record